Knipowitschia caucasica is the source of this 1230-nucleotide messenger RNA. The record is from the annotation of a GenBank genome assembly. Lineage: Eukaryota; Metazoa; Chordata; Actinopteri; Gobiiformes; Gobiidae.
AUGGAUGAAAACUUAAAAGUUGAGGACAGCUUGAACGCAGAGGCCAUUAACCUGAGCGUGCUGAACUGGGAGCAAGUGCAGCGCCUGGACUCCAUCCUCACAGGCUCCAUACCCAUACACGGCAGAUGGAGCUUCCCCACUUUAGAGAUGAAGCCGCGGGACAUCGUCAAAGUGGUCCGCAGCCGCAUGGAGGAGAAAGGGAUCCACGUCAGAGAGGUGCGUCUGAACGGCUCUGCGGCCAGCUACGUGUUGCAUGAAGACAGCGGCCUGGGCUGGAAGGACCUGGACCUGAUCUUCUGUGCAGAACUCAAAGGAGAGAUGGAGUUCCGAAUUGUGAAAGACAUAGUUCUGGACUCGCUUCUAGAUUUUCUGCCAGAGGGAGUCAAUAAGGAAAAAAUAACUCCAGUGACGUUAAAGGAGGCCUAUGUGCAGAAGAUGGUGAAAGUGUGCAAUGACUCUGACCGAUGGAGUCUCAUCUCUCUCUCCAACAACCGCGGCAAGAACGUGGAGCUCAAGUUUGUGGACUCUCUUCGAAGGCAGUUUGAGUUCAGCGUAGACUCCUUCCAGAUCCGCCUGGACUCACUGCUGCUGUUCUAUGAGUGCUCAGAACAUCCCAUGGCCGCCACCUUCCACCCAACCAUCCUGGGAGAGAGUGUCUAUGGAGACUUCCCCACCGCUCUGGACCAUUUGCGUAAGCGCCUGAUUUGCACCAGGAGUCCUGAGGAAAUCCGAGGAGGGGGCCUACUCAAAUACUGCCACCUGCUGGUGCGGGGCUUCCGUGCCGCCUCUGAAGAGGAGAUGAAACUGUUACAGCGGUACAUGUGUUCACGUUUCUUCAUAGACUUCCCAGAUGUGACUGAUCAGAGGAGGAAGCUGGAGUCUUACCUUCAGAACCACUUUGUGGACAUAGAAGACCGGAAGUAUGACUACCUUUCCACGUUAUACCACGUGGUUCAGGAGAGUACGGUGUGCCUCAUGGGUCAUGAGAGGCGGCAGACACUCAGUCUCAUCUCCUCUCUCGCACUGAGAGUCCUAGCUGAACAAAAUGCCAUCCCAAAUGCUGCAAAUGUCACCUGCUUUUACCAGCCAGCCCCAUAUGUUUGUGAUGGAAACUUUAACAAUUACUACAUAGCACAGGUCCAACCAAUGUAUGCAUGUCCAAUAUCACCUCAACAGUACAUACCUCCACCGCAGCAUCCCAUGUACGCUCCAUGGCUCUCCUGCAACUGA